AUGGUAUCAACACAUGGGUUUGCGUUGGUAGUGGUGGGAUGGCUCGUCAUGCUGGGGCCGCAGGGGGGUGCGGCUAUGCCGCCUCUGGUGCGUCAGAAUGAUCAGACUCAAAAAAAUUACGUGACCAGCUUCUUUCGGGCUGCCAGUUUGAAUGAUGUCGCCACCAUGGAAAAGAUCUGGUCAGCCCACCCCGAAGUGCUCCAGGCAACCGGCCCCAUGAUGCGAACAGCACUGCACUUUGCUGCUCUAUCCAACGCAAGUCAGAGCACAAUCUGGCUUCUGGAUCAUCAGGUGGACUUGGACGUGCGCGAGCGCUAUGGUGUUACCGCGCUCAUGUACGCGGCUCAGGUGAGCAGUUUGUCUGUCAUGGCCAUCUUAUUGGAUCGCGGCGCGGACAUUGACGCCAAAAAUCACAACCACUGGCGUCCCCUACACUAUGCCGCCCGCUAUGAUCACGUACUGGCCCUACAGCUGCUCAUCCAGCGGGGCGCCAACCCUGCGCUUAUCAACCGCACGGAAAAGGUCACUGCCCUUGGUCUGGCGCAGCGCUUUCAAAAGCAAAACGCUGUGGCUUACCUUGAGCAAGUCAUGUCGACCGCGAGUCGAUCCUAA
This is a messenger RNA of Monosiga brevicollis MX1, 612 nucleotides long. RefSeq lists its product as uncharacterized. The record is from RefSeq and is a predicted model, not a curated record. Bases 1 to 612 code for a protein of 203 amino acids. The transcript has a single exon. Lineage: Eukaryota; Choanoflagellata; Craspedida; Salpingoecidae. Gene Ontology annotation, molecular function: protein binding.